UCGUCAUGGUUGGCAGCAAGAUUGUGCUCGCAGCCACAGCGCUGGCAUUGACGGCGCCUGAGCUUGUCAUGGCUUUCUCGCCUUCUCUUAUCUCACCGACCAACUUGGCGGUGUCAGGCAAGGCCAGUGUCUCUCUCUCUCUUCGGCCGAGCUCUCGCUCCUCCGUUGCUCUGAAAGCUGGGGAAGAUGGCGGUUUGUUUGGAGGGAUUUUCGGAGGAGACAAGAAGAAGGGGAACAAGGAUGACCUCGAGGAUGCAAUUGAUGACUGGAAGGAAAUCGGGUUCGACAUUGAGGAAGUUAUCAAGAAUGAGGAGGAUGCGAAGAAGAAGAAAAACUGAAUGAUCUCUGACCUUCAAGCGUAACCAGGCUGACGAAACGAAACUAUCUAGAAAACUCUUGUUCGUAUACAACGGAGUUCAC
Molecule: messenger RNA, 420 nt
Organism: Guillardia theta CCMP2712
Lineage: Eukaryota; Cryptophyceae; Pyrenomonadales; Geminigeraceae
Exons: 5
Coding region: 6-338 (110 amino acids)
Source: RefSeq, a predicted model, not a curated record